AUGUCAACCUACUCAUAUCCCCAUCAGUCCUCAUGUCAACCAACCGCUAAGGAGGAUCCCAAGUUGUGGUAUGGUAUCGGCAUACUCUAUGACCAGUAUGGCUCCUUGAACCAUGCCGAAGAGGUGUUCACUUCUGUCCUUAAGAUGGACAAAGAACUAGAUUUUGACAAGGCAAAUGAAAUUUGCUUCCAUCUCGGCAUAAUCUACAAACAGCAGGGCAAAUAUGAAGAAUCCCACUGA
Suillus fuscotomentosus is the source of this 240-nucleotide messenger RNA. RefSeq lists its product as uncharacterized. The coding region runs from base 1 to 240 and encodes 79 amino acids. Gene Ontology annotation, biological process: regulation of gene expression. Lineage: Eukaryota; Fungi; Basidiomycota; Agaricomycetes; Boletales; Suillaceae. The record is from RefSeq and is a predicted model, not a curated record. The transcript has 2 exons. Gene Ontology annotation, molecular function: RNA polymerase II cis-regulatory region sequence-specific DNA binding; chromatin DNA binding; protein binding.